AUGCAGGGGCGAGUAGGGGAUGGACUUGCAGGAGCCGGCGCUUGUUUCGUCGGGGGGUUUCUUUCCGUAGCUGGUCCGGCGUCCCGUCACUCGUUCCGUUACUCAGGCCCGCGACCCCCUCCUUCUGGGCAGACGCAGCCGGAGAGUGGCAGUGGGGAGGAGGAUGAGGAGGAGGAGGGUGAGGGCGAGGAGGAUGAGGACGAUGAGGGGAGCGGGGAUGACAGUGAGGCCGGGUGGGAUCCCGAGACGCAUGGCGGUGGGAAAGGGGGGGAUGAUGAGGAGGACCUUGAGAUGGAUGGGUUGGAGCCAGAGGAGGUGGAGGAGGGGGUGGGAGAGGGUGGUGAAGGGGCGGCGACAGAGGCGGCCUCACAGCAUGUGGCUGAAGGAGGAGGGAGCGUGGGGGUUAAGGUGGGGAGAAAGCGGGCAUCCAUUAGGAUGCCGAAGCGGAGGAAGAGGGCGAGCAAGUUGAGGGAGCGAGCAUAUCCCUGCACAUUCACUGGGAAGCCCUUGGGCGAGGGUGUGGUCGCUCCGGAGUUCCUAGACGAGGACGGAGGGUCCGAGAGUAGUAAGGGGACUGGCAAGGGUAAUAAAAAACCGGGGUGGCAAGUACAGAUGUUCGGGCCUAAAGGGGCAGACGAGAAGCGUCAGUGCAAGAUUUGCACUGACAGGAUUUCGUGGAAGCAAUCCACAACAACACCCGGCGAGCGGCACUUUGAGAGCUACCACACAGCGCACAUGCACGUGUGGCAUCACCGUUACCACACUCCGUCCGUUCACUUGCCUGGGGAGACGUUUCCUCGUGGGGGCUACAAGGGUGUGCCGGAUGGCUACGUCGAUGGGUGGCCGCAUGCCAAGUCUUGGCCGCAUCUCGCAAAGAAGAAAGGGACGGCGUCCGGUGGAGCUCCGGGGUCAGGCGGGAUGGAGCGGUUCAUGACAACCAAGCUGUCCACGGAGGAGCUACGGCAGGCGAUCGCCAAGCUGGUGGUCACCUGCGACCUCCCCUUCCGCAUCGUCGAGUCCGAGGCCUCCGCCAUUGCGGAGAUGUUGGCUAAGGAGGGGGGGCUGGGGUGCAAGGUGUCGAUCACCAUCGACAUGUGGACGGCACCCAACAACAAGGCAUGGCUAGUGGUGACGGGUCACUGGAUAGACGAGAACUUCCAGCUACGCACAAUGGUGCUUGAGUUCCGUGAGAUGCUCGGGCGGCAUGGGGGCAGGGAGAUGGCGCAGGUGGUUGAGGAGACGGUUAUGCAGUGGGGGUUGGAGGGGCGUUGUCUUGGUUUCAUGACAGACAACGCCUCUAGCAACAUUGCCGCCUUCAGGCGGAUGUCGGAGGAGGGUGGUGGUCAGUGCUUCUUCAGCUCGCGCAUGCACUUCCGGUGCUUGGCACACGUGAUAAACCUUGCAGUGCAGGCAGCACUGGCUGUGGAUUCCAUACGGAAGUUGUUGAAGAUACUGAGAGAGAUGGCGUCGUGGAUUGGCUUCUCUCCACAGCGCUCGGGGUCUUUCUUGGGCCUACAGCGGACCUUGAACUCGCAGACCAACCCCGCCACGCCGAAGCCAACGUUGAAGCUGGUGCAGGACAGUCCUACGCGCUGGGGGUCGACCCACGACAUGGUCGAGCAUGCGGCUGUUCUGCAGAACCCCAUCACUGUCUUCUUCGCCCAGACACAGGGCCUGUCGAAGACCGACAAGAAGAAGGUGGAGAGUCUGUGCCUGACUGACGCAGACUGGGAGACCCUGCAGGCGGUGAAGACAUUCCUAAGCCCCUUCGCCAAGGUCUCCAAGGCAGCAGAGGGGGCGGCGUACCCGACUGUGUCGAUGGUGGUGCCGUACUACAACGGCCUGAUCGACGCCAUGGAGUCGCGCCUUGCCAAGGGGCCAUCUCCGACGCUGCAGCCGAUGAUCGUGGCGACGCUGAGCCACUUGAAGAAGUACGCGUACAUCACCAACAACGAGUACUGGAUCGCCACCUUCUUGGACCCAUCCAUGAAGGCGGCGUGGUUCGACGACACGCACUGGGAGAAGCUGCAUCCCGAGACCGACAGGAGGGUGAGGCCGCGUCCGGCGUCUGGCGAGGUGAUCAAGCUGGUGCGCGACCGCGUGGCCGAGUACCAGGCCCGGGCUGCAGAGCUUACUCCACGACCGACCCCACUUGCCCCCGUUGCGGAGGAGGAGGACGACGAUGACGCGCAGUUUCUCCCUAGUCGCCGACGACUUGCGGCGCGUCUGUCGGCGAGCCAGGAUGCGGGGGCGGGUGGGAUGGUGCAGGACGACGAGGUUAGCAGGUACUUGUCCGAGAGGGUGCGGUGCGACGUGACAGCGCUAGAGUACUGGCGCAGUGCCACCAACAUGCAGACGCUGAGGCGCAUGGCCCGGGAUUAUCUCGCCAUCCCUGCCACGUCCGCUUCGAGUGAGCGGGUGUUCUCCCUUGGUCGCAACCUCAUUUCCUGGAAUCGGCACCGCCUGGCCUCUCAGAGGACGCGAGCUGUCAUGAUUCUCAGAUCAUGGUACAGUUCACACCCUGGCCAGAGGAUAGGCGAGGGUUGCCGACCGAGAGGCGUCGCACCACCAGAGUUCGCCAUUGAGGGCGAGGGAGCAGAGGAAGAUGACGAGGAGGAGGAGGAGGAGGGUGUGGAGGCUGACGACACAGCUGGUGGAGAGGAUGCUGUUGUUGGUAGUAGCAGUGCAGUGGCGCCUUAG
Molecule: messenger RNA, 2700 nt
Organism: Closterium sp. Naga37s-1
Lineage: Eukaryota; Viridiplantae; Streptophyta; Zygnematophyceae; Desmidiales; Closteriaceae
Source: the annotation of a GenBank genome assembly